AUGGCAUCAUCUUUCAGUAAUACUGUAUCCUCAGAAAAAUGUCGAAAGCAACUUAGUCGUAAGCACCAAAAAUGGUUUAGAAAUAAGAAUCGAGAAAAUAUUUUACACUUAUUUGAUGAUGUUUCUAAAGAACUUCAAUACUUACUUAAUAUCAAAGUUCUUACAGUUGUAGUUGAACCUAUUGAAACUUCUGCUAUAGAUACUGAUUCCAGUUCUGAUUCUGAUGAUCUCUUGCCUUUACCUAAUACUGAAGUUCCUAUAAUUACUAAUCAUAAGUUUACUAAUACUCAAAGUAAUCAGAAUUCUCGCUGUGAUAAAACUAAACGUCAUGAUAUGGAUCAAAAUAGUGGAAUUGCUGCUCUAAAAUUUUCUCUUUGUUGUGCUAAUAACAAAGUGCAAUUACUACCUUUACUUGAACCUCCACCUUAUUUGCUAAAUCUUUAUACUUCAACUAACCCUGAUAUAGUUGAAUUUCAUAAACAUGCUAGAGGUUAUAAUAGUGCUUUGGCUUGCACAUCUUUUGGUGCUAAUAUAGAUAACCAAUUUUUGGAACAUGGUAUAGCAAAUUUUCGAAUUCAUGGCCAAGUUUAUCUUCUAAUUGAAUUAUUAUUACCAAAUGAAGGUCGCACAUUAGCAUUUGCUCAACUAUAUAUUUAUGAUACUGCAAAUAAAAUUACAAAUCGUCAAAAUGCAAUACAUGAAUUAAAUAAAAAUAUUUUACAAAGUUUACAGAAUAUGCUGGAUAUUUGCAAUCCAUAUAUUCAAAAUUUUCAGCAUGUAAGAGAUAUUAUAUGUAAUAAUGUAACUACUGAAAUUUCAAUGAUAAUUCAAAAUCUUCAAGAUGUUGCUAAUCAUACUAAAAAUCGUAUGACAACUUUGACAGCCUGGUUUCAGGAGAAUAUGCAAAAUCCAAUGGCACAUAUAUAUUCCUAUGUUAACUUUCCUUCUUAUUAUACUUGGAAUUCUUCAUGCUGCAAAUGGAUACCUAGAAAAACAUCAGCAACUAUGAUUGGUGCAACUAGCUUUGAUGAUCUAAAAACUAUAAAUGAUUAUACAUAUAACAAAACACCAACUACGACAGCUUUUGCAACUAUACUUUUAUUUUGCCAACCUGUAAAAUCUGAGUUAUUAUGGAAUAAUCAUAAAAUUGCAUUAUGUAAAGAUAUUUUAUAUCAAGCUCAUGUGCAAUUACAAGAUCUUGAAGAUGCAAAUGAUAUUCCUGCUGCAAUUGAAAAUAAAGCUCUUACUCAAUUAGAAAAUAUACUUUUACUAAAUAGAAAAUCUUUAAAAAAUUUUCCUAAUAUGCCAAUUCCAUCUAUUACUUCAAAUAUCAGUAAUAAUGAAGAAAAAUUAAAUCAUUUAAUACGUGAAGAAAGAUCUUACAAUAUAACAGACUUAGAAGCCAAAUCACAAUGCAAUAUACCUUUGUUAAAUAAUGAUCAAUGUGCGGUAUUUGAUGCUGUCAUAAGAGCAAUUGACAAUAAAGAAAGAGAAUGUUUUUUUAUUGAUAGACCAG
Molecule: messenger RNA, 1516 nt
Organism: Dentiscutata erythropus
Lineage: Eukaryota; Fungi; Glomeromycota; Glomeromycetes; Diversisporales; Gigasporaceae
Source: the annotation of a GenBank genome assembly